AGACGCGCGAUGUGUAUACAGCUUUAUUCUUUAGCGCGCAUGGGACCCCGAGAAACGCGUCUGCAAGAUGUCUCGCUCCCAAAGAGGUCUCGCUGCUCGCGCGCAGCGGGCUGCGGCCCUUCCUUUCAUUGAGAGUCAGUCAGUCAGUCCGCCGGAGCGACGCGGCUCGUGCGUAUCGUUGUCGCGAAGCCUCGUGUGUCCCCGUACGGUGCGUCCUCCUCGUUUUUGCCGCGUGCGUUGAAAUCACCGACCUCCUCCGCGCCGAACAAAAAAACGCGAGAGCUACUGCGAGAAGAAAUCCCCGAGAUUUCGAAUCGCCUCCGAUCGCAAGGAUCACAUUCUGCGCAUACGCACGUACGUAUAAACGCGCACACACAUAUACACGCACACAGUACAAACACACGUACGUUCGCCAUACAGCGCGUACGCAAAUCGGAGGGACCGGAUCAUCGUCUUCGUCGUACGUUACGCGCGGCCGCCAGAAAGAAGGACUCCUUCCUCGCGGAGCGUGCAAUACCUGGUGGCAGCGGCCUCGGCGGGGACGACGAUGGCACUGAGCGGUGACACGUCGCGGCCGAUUGUGCGCUCGGCCGCGGUCAUCCUGACCGCGGCGGCGGCGUUGGUCCUGUUCAUGGACUGUCCGGCGGUCGCCCGGCACCAGCACCGUUCCGGCAAUGGUGCUCAGAAGCUGUCCGGAGACAUCUCCCUCUGGAUCGACCAGCAGCAAAUCAAGAUGUUCAGCGGGUUGGCGAUGGAAAUAUAUGCUAUUGCCGAGGGCAGAGUGUUGUCUUACCUCUUGGACCCGGAAUUCGAGAACAAAGUGCCGAUCAUCCCGAGCGAGGUCUCGUACGUGAAUUUUACGUGGAAGUCCGGGAUAAAGAAGUAUCAUUACAACUUCUAUCGACUGAAAUCAUUCGACGAGACCAUUCUGAAGACCCCAUCCAUCACGAUCAAGACGCAAGGACGGGUGCCUAAGAGACCGAAGGAGUUCAGCGUUCUGCUGCCUUGCACCGGUAACAGUUCCGGCAUAGCGCAAUUCGGGAUUGGCCUGAUGAUCGAGACACGCAAAGGAAAACCUUUAAACGGGACGCCGCUGCUUCUCAGCCUCCGGAAAGAAUGCACCGUGCGUGAGGCUAAUUCUGGUCUGUGCCCGGAUGGCUAUCUAGGCCCGCCUGAUUGCAAGAAAGCCCUCUGUUAUCCGAACUGUAUGAACGGCGGCAACUGCACGGCGCCAGGGAUAUGCUCGUGUCCGCCAGGAUAUCAAGGGCCCUAUUGCGAAGGAGGUAUCUGUGAUGAGAAGUGCUUGAACGGGGGGAAGUGUGUACAGAAGGAUAUCUGCGACUGUCCCAAAGGUUACUUCGGCACACACUGCGAAUUUUCCAAGUGCUUCGUACCUUGCGUAAAUGGUGGCAAGUGCAAGGGAAACAACAUAUGCAGAUGCCCAGUGGGAUACAGAGGGGAUCACUGCGAGAUCGGUAGACGAUCGUCGGAACGAUCUACGUGCACAACAGCGUGCAAAAAUGGAACUUGUCAAGCGGACAACACAUGCCUCUGCAACAAGGGCUGGUUUGGCAAGUUGUGCAACAAAAGGAAGCCAUGGGCUUAGGAAUCAAUGGCAUAUCCUCAACAUCAAUUUCUUCACGCUCCAAUUCAAAAGGCAAUUUAAGACGAUGUCACAUGUAAACUGCCAGAAGAAAACGCAAUAGAAGAUCACAUCUAUAACGUGUGUAUAAUAGGCUGUAUUUAAAGCGAUGAGAACAAAGGUCUAUAUUAAUAGUCAGUAGAGAAUCUCUCGUGGUAUUAGAAUGAUGCAGAGCUUACCGUAGGAUCUUGUUUUAUUUAAUAUUGAUGACGAACGAGACAAACAAGCAAACAGAACAUACCAUCAAAACAUGUCUCCUACCUGGAUUCAAUCGGUCACUGUGAAGUGUGGCCAGUUCUAUUUACUACUAUUUAUAGUCUCUAAUUUACUCCAUUUCAGAUGUGAUAUGUAAAGCUGUUUUACGCCAAUUUAUAACAUUUUAUAUAAAUACAUAUAUAUAAACACACACACACACACACUUAGUUAAUAAUAUACUUUUGUACUGUAGAGUGACAAUUGUAAGAAAGGAAAAAAAGAAGAAAAAUAUAUGAGCAAAAUGUAUUUUCUAACGGUCAGAGAGCAUAUGUCUGUGACGAAUGCAUAAAUUCCGGAGAAGCUCCACUUCUUUCCUCCACACAGCAUCUUAAAGAGCGGAUAAGAAGCGGCGUGCCUUCUAAGUCCAUGGGAAACAUGAGCCACCGCACAUCUGUUGCCGGUAGGAACUAUUUAUCUCGAAAGUGACGCUACAGUACGGUUUCGGAAAAUGAUUGGAAGUAUCACAACCCAAACCAGAAACGU
Dinoponera quadriceps is the source of this 2380-nucleotide messenger RNA. It is a transcript of the gene shf, whose product is annotated as protein shifted-like. The record is from RefSeq and is a predicted model, not a curated record. The transcript is spliced from 6 exons. Gene Ontology annotation, biological process: anatomical structure development. Gene Ontology annotation, cellular component: cell surface; extracellular region. The coding region runs from base 548 to 1606 and encodes 352 amino acids. Gene Ontology annotation, molecular function: signaling receptor binding. NCBI's taxonomy places the organism in Eukaryota, Metazoa, Arthropoda, Insecta, Hymenoptera, Formicidae.